CAAUUCCUCCAUAUUGUGUAAUACUACCCUGAGCGUUCAUUUUAAUCGGUCAAAAUAAUCUCUAUAGCUCACUGCGAUGUCACAAUAUUUUGAAACUUUAAAUGGCGAAUAAGUCGUGAGUCGGCCGUAACAAUGAAGCUACAACUAUUCGUCAUCUACUGCAUUUUGCAAUCAAUCCACGCCACUGAUGAUAGAGAUAUUCUCGAAAAUACUGUAUUAUACAUCGCCGGCGGUAGAGAGGCACCAGACCGUCUAGCUCCAUACCAAUGUUCAAUACAAGAUGUUAUACAACAUUUUUGUGGCUGCGCUGUGAUCAAUUCAAACUUUGUCUUAACGGCCAGUCAUUGUCUCAUCUUAGCAACUCCGCAACAAAUCAAAAUUAUGGUUGGAUCCAAUGAUUUCAAAACUGGAACAUUCUAUGAAGCUGAACGAUUGAUAACGCACGAGCACUUCAACAAGCCGACCAGACUUGCCAAUGACAUUGGUCUUGUGAAAGUUAAGGGACCGAUUCAAUUCAACGAAAAUGUUCAGCCAGUAGUGCUGCAGGAAACAGCAGUUCCAGAUGGUUCGGAAGUUAUGCUAACUGGAUGGGGUAGAUUAUAUGCUGACGGCUACGUGACCAGAAAGAUGCAAUACAUUAUGUUAAAUAUCAUUGGAAUGGAUAAAUGCAACUCGUCAAGCGUAUCUGAAAAGAUCACCGAUAAUCUUCAAGACGGAAAUAUUUGCACGAAUGGUGCAGUAGGAUUUGGAGCAUGCAAGGGCGACUCUGGCGGAUCGCUCACGUAUAACACCAAACUGGUUGGAAUCGUCAGCUUUGGAAUUCCAUGCGGUGAAGGACAGCCAGACGUUUAUGCAAAUGUAUCAUACUAUAGUGGCUGGAUCAAAGAGCACAUUUCAAUCAGUCCAACCACGAUAACUACAUCACCAUGGCUGUAAAACCGAAAUCUGACUUCAUAUCUCGCGCUGUGGCAACCGGUCACAUUAAUAAAAUCGUCAGCACUGCA
This is a messenger RNA of Bradysia coprophila, 1004 nucleotides long. RefSeq names its product chymotrypsin-2-like. Lineage: Eukaryota; Metazoa; Arthropoda; Insecta; Diptera; Sciaridae. The record is from RefSeq and is a predicted model, not a curated record. Gene Ontology annotation, biological process: proteolysis. Gene Ontology annotation, molecular function: serine-type endopeptidase activity.